CUGCACAGCAAGUGGUGCAGUACGCGUAAAGUGGCCUGGCGUAGCUAGGACACGCGUUAAGAAACACGCGAAACGCGUCCCGACUCAAUUUCCCUGAAAAUCGCGGGGCUGGUAGCGCACUCCGGCUCAGGUCCUAUCGGAAUGGGAGAGUGGCUCGAUUACAUCCGCUACUCCUUCAACACCACCAUGAUCACCUCCGAGCUGCAAUCUCGUCCCGGCUUCUAAUCCGUCAAGCAUAAUAGAUGAAGCUCAGUUGACCUUCAUCCUUCUGUCCCUACUGUCGCAAUCCCUAUUGAGAAUUUCCUACGCCGCCUUCGCUCUCGCAACCUUGUCUUGGCUAUCGCACUUGCCCGGCCCUCCUUUGGACGCGCACUUCGCCCCUUUAGUCAAAAUAAGGAUCCCCCGAGCAGACCUCUACAGAACAGACUUCGGAAAACGCCGCCCAUCGCCAUGCCUCCGAAGAAGAGACAGUCAGACGCUGUGCGUCGCAAAUCACGACAGAGCGAUGUCCAACCUGGCGAUCCGAUCCCCAAUCGAGGCAAGCGACGCUACAGACCAGGGACGGUUGCUCUUAGGGAGAUCCGGAGAUACCAAAAUGGCACCGACCUUCUGCUGCGACGUCUUCCCUUUUCACGUCUCGUUCGCGAAAUUGCCGAGUCGGUGAGGCCUCGAGGCGAAGCUAUGCGAUGGCAGUCACAAGCAAUACAAGCACUGCAAGAAGCUGCCGAGGCUUUCUUGGUUCACCUUUUCGAAGAUACAAAUCUCUGUGCAAUCCAUGCUAAGAGGGUCACCAUCAUGCAAAAGGAUAUCCAGCUUGCAAGGCGCAUUCGCGGCGUAUGGGGUGGCCUCGGCUGAAGUUACCAAGGUUAACGAGGACUACUGAUCUAUGGGGCUUCUUACGAUCACCGAGCCGCCUUGGUGAAUUCCUGGGGCCGCCCUCUGGGCAUUGCUCGCUAGAUUUGCGAACACGCGGGAUCCUUCCCACGAGAUGUAUAAUUUCUCUGGCUUCUGUUUCUGUUAUCUGUUAUGUCAUGGUUGUGCGGAUACCCCUUCUGGGAUGGCGGUUUAUUCUUGAAAUUUUAUAGGGGGUGGGGAGUUCGUGGCGUUGGCGAUGCUUCUUUGUUACUUGAAUGUCAACACCUUUUGUGUUGGCCAUGCGGUGUGACUUAGAAGGAAGGUUACGUCAGAGGAUAGGAAAACACCAAGGCACCGAGGGGCCAAUUUUUGACGCCCUCGAGUAACGAGGUCCUUCAAAUUAGCAACCAAACAGAAUCACUCACGGUUCCUAAGGUGCCUAGGUUACGUAGCUAACGGCGC
Colletotrichum scovillei is the source of this 1317-nucleotide messenger RNA. Its product is annotated as histone H3-like centromeric protein cse-4. Gene Ontology annotation, molecular function: DNA binding; structural constituent of chromatin; protein heterodimerization activity. The transcript is spliced from 3 exons. The record is from RefSeq and is a predicted model, not a curated record. Lineage: Eukaryota; Fungi; Ascomycota; Sordariomycetes; Glomerellales; Glomerellaceae. The coding region runs from base 451 to 855 and encodes 134 amino acids. Gene Ontology annotation, cellular component: nucleosome.